CUGGGUGGGGUUCAAGAGAAGCCAAAGGUGCCGGGACUUUCUUGGCUCAGUUUACUGUAGUAGAUCCACUGUGAUCAUCAUUUGGAUCUCCCACACACACACGGAUAGCACAAAGUUAAGGUGAUAAACAAUGAGCACAGGUGGCAAGGGUGACCCUCCUCCCUAUAUUAUCCCAGUGGGUGGAGAGGAUGGCGUUAGGGUGUACCACUUGCACACCCCAUUCACCCCCCCCUCGACUACCAUCGAAGGCUUCCCAGCUGGAGGUGCUGCCAAUGAUGACUACGUCACCACCGCCCAAGUACAAAAUGUGAAUGCAGGCCAGGUGGCAGCGCCGUCCACAGAGACUGAUGGCGUGAAGCGAUUCGUGAGCGAGGACCGCCAGCUGGGUAACAACCCCGGCAUGACCACCUGUCCUUCGUGCCAACAGCAGGUCCUCACCGAGGUGCAGUACAAGGUCGGGACCUACGCAUGGAUCAUGUGCUUCGUGUUCAUCCUCUGCGGGUUGGUGUUGUGCUGCUGUCUCAUACCCCUCCUCCACAAGCACUUCAAAGACGCCUACCACUCGUGCCCCAGGUGCCACCGCAUAUUGCACGUGGAGAAGAAGAAGUGCUGCUCUUGACCUCCCGGCCUCCAUCUGGGCUCUGGGCCUCCAUCUUGGCUCUGGGCCCCUGGCCAGUUGCACUGGCGUCCUUCUGUCCUCUGUUGCCAGAGCUGUCCAUCCCGGAUUCAGAAAGUAAAGAUCGAAAACGCUGCCAGGCUCCAUAUUUCCUUAAGACACACACAAGGUAACAAGGUGAAGAGACUUCACAGAGUAACUGCAUCCACCCGAAUUGAGUGUCGAACAUGAAUUUCAGCGUUGAUGCUCAGAGCUGGUUGGAUGAAAUUUGUGGCGGUGUUUUCUUUCUUCUGUCUGAAUCCGGGAUUGAUUCCUCUGGUCUGGCACACUGAGGGUGGACUAGAGAGGGAAGCUCUUGCUGUGGCUGGAGUAGUUGUUUAUUAUACUGUAGGUAAACUGAAGAAGGUUAUGGGUUAUGAAGAAGGACAGUGACUCUAAAGGAUCUUGGACUCCUGGAGUAGUCCCCUGCAAAUCAAUCAGUGUCUCUCUGCCAUCUUUGUUACUGUUCAGGAUCAGGAUUUGCUCUUGUUAUUAAUCAGGGCACUCACUCACUUGUUCUGUGUUUCCAUGUUAAUAUUAGAUUAUUACACAUUGUGUUCUAUGGUCACGUGAUGCUGCCGGUAACAAAGCGUAGAGCACUUUCAAGAACUGCAGAAUGUGCAAUAGAAAACUGUAAGCUGUCAUUUUAAAAAUGUUAUGAUCAAUAUUAAAAAGAAUCAGUAUGUAUUUGGUGAUAAAUAAUCUAAAAGGAUGUUAUUUUGAUUGGCAUUUAUUUUUCUAUGUAUAUAAAGUAUUUCCAGUUAUUGUG
Molecule: messenger RNA, 1424 nt
Organism: Engraulis encrasicolus (European anchovy)
Lineage: Eukaryota; Metazoa; Chordata; Actinopteri; Clupeiformes; Engraulidae
Product: lipopolysaccharide-induced tumor necrosis factor-alpha factor homolog
Exons: 5
Coding region: 131-619 (162 amino acids)
Cellular component (GO): cytoplasmic side of lysosomal membrane; cytoplasmic side of late endosome membrane; nucleus
Molecular function (GO): zinc ion binding
Source: RefSeq, a predicted model, not a curated record